Messenger RNA from Otolemur garnettii (small-eared galago), 3041 nucleotides. RefSeq names its product proline rich basic protein 1 (gene PROB1). Bases 1 to 3036 code for a protein of 1011 amino acids. Gene Ontology annotation, cellular component: nucleoplasm. The record is from RefSeq and is a predicted model, not a curated record. The transcript has a single exon. Lineage: Eukaryota; Metazoa; Chordata; Mammalia; Primates; Galagidae.
AUGCUGACCGCGCUCGCCCUGCCAGCGGUGCCUGGGAUCCCGAGGCAGCUGCCCACGGCCCACGCGCAGCGCCAGGACUCCUCCGGUUCGUCAGGCUCCUACCACACGGCUCCGGGUUCUCCAGAGCCCCCGGACGUUAGGCCGGACGCGGAAGACCGAGUGAAUUGGCCCUGGGUGGCCCCGGGGCGGGGGGCGGGCGCGCAGCCUCGCCUGUCCGUCAGCUCCCAGAAUAGCCGCCAGCAGCACUGGCCCGGCUCGUAUUUCCCUGGAGGCUCGGGCUCCGGCCCGCGGCCACCGCAGCCCCAGCUGCGCACGCUGCCGUCGGGGGAGAUGGAAGUCAUCUUCGGCGUCGGGCCCCUGUUCACCCGCUCCGCCGCGGAGGAUCUGGAGGUGCAGCAGCUCAUGGAGCCGGCCUUUGGCAGCCCCUUGCCGCCAGGGCCAGAGUCUCCCACCCCUGUCCCAACGCAGCCCAAGGCCCUCGACGGUGGCUCUCGCUGGGCCACAUACCUGGAGCUGCGUCCCCGGGGACCGAGUCCCGCCGCCCCAACGCAGUUUGAGUGUGUGGAGGUGGCGCUGGAGGACCACACCGUGCCCGCCAGGCCCCGGACUGUGCCCAAGCGUCAAAUCGAGCUGCGCCCCCGGCCCCAGAGUCCCCCGCGGGUGGCUAGCGCGCCAUGCCCGCGGCUACUCCUGCGUACCGGCUCCCUUGACGAGUCACUGAGUCGACUGCAAGCCGCGGCGGGCUUCGUACAGACAGCUCUGGCCAGAAAACUGAGCCCCGAGACCCCAGUGCCUAGUAGCGCCGCCUUCGGGCCCACAGGACAGUCGGAACCUGAGACCCAGGAAACGUCCCGCGGCACCCGUGUGGUCCCAGAGAAGAUUAAGUCUCAGCCACUCCGCAUACAAGAUAGAUUGGCCCCGGUCAAAGCCCCGCGACCAUGGCCCAGCCUCCGAGAGCGAGCGAUUCGGCGCGACAAGCCCACUCCCGGGACGGAACCGCUGGGUCCUGUUAGUUCUAGCAUCUUCCUGCAGUCAGAAGAGAAGAUCCAGGAAACGCGCAAGACUCGGUUCCCGCAAGAGACUUCGGAUCGAACGGUCCGGAGGGUACGGUGUCCGCCUAUCGAGUCUGGAGCCCCCUGGGAGGGUCCCAGUAGGACUGUGAGGCCAAGAAGCCCAUCCCCGCAGUGGCAGGCUCCAAAUGGGACUGUGCGAGGGCCUCGCUGCCCAUCCCCCCAGAACCUGUCCCCGUGGGAUCGGACCGUACGUAGGGUGAGUAGUCCGUCGUUCCCAGAAGUAUCCUCCGCGUGGGAAAAUCAGAAUCCCCCAGUCGAAGAAACCGUCAGGAGGAGAAGCCCUACACCUCCGACCCCUUCCCAGUGGAAUCAGGGUGUGGCUAGGGCAAGCAGCCCAUCCCGCGAAGCUCCUUCCCAAUGGGAGAUUGUACGUCCCGCAGGUGGGUGUGCAGAAGAGCCAGAUAGAAACUCGUCCCCGCCGGCCUUGCUCCCCUGGGAAGCUCCAGGUCGGCCUAUUGGUACUUGGAGCCCAUCGCCCCAAGAGAAGUGGGAUCCCAUGGUGCACAGCUCAUCCGUAGUAUUUACACGCGAAGCUCAGAAGAACGUAGAUCAGGAGGAGUUGGUAUCAUCUACCCCAUCCGCUCCCGGGACUCCAGUACCAACAGAAGUGCAGAGUCCAUCCACGCAGGAGAUUCCAGAUCUUCCCUUUCGAGGCAGUCAGUCAUUGCCAGAGGCAGCUGCACCUGGGCCGCCCUGCAGUCACCUUGUGACCACCCUGGACGUUGAUGAGCGUCCAGAAGCCUUGGCCCAUGAAAAAGCGGCCUCGGUACGUCAGCGCGUGGCCAUUCCGCGGCCCCGAGAUGUGCGCAAGAUGGUGAAGACCACAUACGCGCCAAGCUUCCUGGCGGGAAGCCCUGGCUCUGGGCUGCCUGCGCCUCCUGCUGACCCCUGCGGGGAGGAGGGUGGCGCAUCCAAGACACAAGAGCUUCAGCCGCUAGGGCCCCCAGCCCCAGCUCACUACACUUCCAUUUUCCUUAAGGACUUCAUGCCGGUCGUACCGCACCCCUACGAGCCUCCAGAGCCGCCCCUUGACAUAGUCCCCCGGGACGCCUCGAAACCCAACGGGGUCGUGCGGCGGAGGGCAGAGAACACCACGGCAAAACCCUUCGCGCGCACAGAGAUCCGCCUGCCUGGUGCCUUGGCCUUGGGCCGCCGGCCCGAGGUAAGCCCUGGAGUCCGAGUGCUUGGUCUUGGCGGAGAGAACCGGGAUUCAGAGACCCAGCGCCUCGUCCCCGACGGCGAGGGUCGAACGAGCCCUCUAGGCGGCGCUCGCAGCUCAUCCCAGCGGUCCCCCGUAGGGGCCCGACCACUCCUCCCCAGCUCCCCACAGGCACACCCCAACUCGAGCCCUGAGACAGCACCCAAACUGGAGACACCUCCUGAGGCCCCCGCGCCCACAGCUGCAGUCCAGGAGCCCCUGUCGCAGGAGCCCCAGGCGUCAACCGGCAGAAGGGUCCCUGCCCAGCCUCGAGCUGCCUCGGCGCCUCCUACCGACCGGUCCCCGCAAGGCCCCUCCCAGUGGCUGCGCAGGCCACCCGGGGCCGCUCAUCCGGGGAAAGUCCUGGUGGACCCGGAGAGCGGCCGCUACUACUUUGUGGAGGCUCCGCGGCAGCCUCGGCUGCGUCUGCUCUUCGACCCCGAGAGCGGGCAAUAUGUGGAAGUGCUGCUGCCAUCUGCGUCUCCCGGGCCACCCCGUCGCGUCUACACCCCAAUGGCCCUGGGGCCCAGCCUCUACCCGCCCGCCUAUGGUCCUAUCCAUGGCCUUUCACUGCCGCCGUCCCCGGGUCCCUCAGCCCUCAACAGCCCCCAGCUACCAUGGGCCUCUGAGGCAGGACCCUUGGACGGAAUGUACUACCUUCCAGUGAGUGGGACCCCCAGCCCCACACCUCCUCUGCUCCUCUGUGCCCAGCCCUACAGCUCCGGUACCACCCAGCCGGGCAAGGGCUCCUUGUUCCCGUUGUGAGACAC